UGGGCGAAAGUAUUUGCCUCACUGAUCGACCAAACUACUUACUCCCAGUAUAAAACGCGCGACCCCGUCUCUCACAGCACACUCCUGCACAGCCUUCGCUGAACAUCAAACCAGCGAUAUGCGGCUAUUGAGAUCUUCCUUCAUCCUGGCCGUGGCUAUAAGCCUGGCCACGGCAGAGGAAAAGGCGGAGAAAGACACCAAGGCUGAACCAACACCAGUCGAAGAAAAGAAACAAGACAAGAGAGGACUCUCGGAAUACUACGGCGACCAUGGAGGCUUUGGAGACGGCGGAUACGGUGGCAGCAGUGGUGGAGACUUCGGAGGAUACGAAGGAGGAGGCGACGAAGGCUAUGGCCAUGAACACCAUGAAAAAACCAUCACUGUAGUCAAGAAAGUCCCCGUCCCCUACCCAGUGGAGAAGCACAUCCCAGUGCCAGUAGAGAAACACGUUCCAUACCCAGUGAAAGUGCACGUACCACAGCCAUACCCAGUCUACAAAACCGUACACUUCCCAGUCAAGGAGACCAUCAAAGUGCCAGAAUACAUCCCCAAGCCGUACCCAGUGACCAAACACGUCCCCGUAGCAGUGAAAGUGCCAGUCGACAGGCCAGUCCCAGUCAAGGUCUACGAGCACGUUCCUUACCCAGUGGAGAAGCACAUUCCCGUGCCAGUUGAAGUACACGUACCCCACCCGUACCCAGUACAGAAGGAAGUGCCUUUCCCAGUCAAGGUUCCAGUCAAGGUGCACGUUCCUUACCCGGUUGAAAAGAUCGUUCACUACCCCGUGAAAGUGCCCGUGGACCACCCCAGACCCGUCCACAUUGAGAAACCAGUCCCCGUGCCAGUCGAGAAGCCAGUGCCUUACCCAGUGGAGAAGCCAGUGCCCUACCCCGUGAAGGUGCACGUUGAUAACCCAGUGCCAGUCCAUGUUGAGAAACACGUGCCAGUGCCUGUCAAGGUACCAGUGCCUGCUCCUUAUCCCGUAGAGAAAGUCAUCCCUUACCCCGUAGAGAAGAAGGUUCCCAUCCCAGUACAUAUCCCAGUGGACAGACCUUACCCCGUACACAUCGAGAAGCAUGUGCCUUACAAAGUCGAGAAACACGUGCCUUAUCCAGUCAAAAUUCCAGUUCCAAUAGUCCACGAGGAGCAUGGAUGGAAUGAGGGCUCUCAGGGUGGUCACGGAGGUAGCAGCUAUGGAGGAAGCAGCUACGGAGGAAGCAGCUACGGAGGAGGUUUCGAAGGAGGCUACGGAGGUGGUCACUUAGACGGUGGUCACUUUGAAGGUAGUCACUUUGAAGGUGGUCACUUUGAAGGCUCUGAGGACAGCGGCGACUACCACCACUAAGAACUGAUCUCUUUGUUUUUUUUUUGUAGAUAGCUUUAAAUGUUGAUUUGUGUUUAGAAAAUUUAUUAAGUAAUAAUUUUAUUUUAACUUUUACCACAUGACUGGAUAUGUAAAUAUACUACCGAAAGUAUUAUAAAAUACAUUCUCGAAAUGUUUA
Bicyclus anynana (squinting bush brown) is the source of this 1502-nucleotide messenger RNA. It is a transcript of the gene CPG11, whose product is annotated as skin secretory protein xP2. The record is from RefSeq and is a predicted model, not a curated record. The transcript has 2 exons. Lineage: Eukaryota; Metazoa; Arthropoda; Insecta; Lepidoptera; Nymphalidae. Bases 119 to 1345 code for a protein of 408 amino acids.